CGGAUAGUCUGACCUCAGUGCACCUUCUUCACCGCGAAGUGGUGAAAUCCUCAUCGCGCGAAGUAGGUGUGUACCAAGCACAGAGCACUCAACGAUCUAUGAAUAAAGAAGACCAGCUGGUUUGCAGUUGGUGCUGGAGGCCCGGGGGAGACCUGUACCUGGCUCGUUGUGGACAUGUGCUCUGUGGGGAAUGCCUCGAUAACUGCCGAUUGGAUCCUGAUGCGAGCAUGAAUUGCCCUUGCGGAAAGGUGGCACUGGCAAAGGAUUUCUUGCGACUUCGAUUCGAUGAUAUCGGUGGCUAUCGAAAUACCGAAGCUGAUAAUGCGACACGCUCAUUUCCAGGUGCCCGGAACUGAACAAGUACUCAAGAAGUUUUGCUAUAUAAUUAUCAUUGCAGUCUUGAGUGCUUUGUUAAGCAGGCUUGGACAUUGGUGGGCCUAAGCUGUAGCUCAUUUUUUUCCCUUAUCUU
Messenger RNA from Cantharellus anzutake, 469 nucleotides. RefSeq lists its product as uncharacterized. The transcript has 4 exons. The record is from RefSeq and is a predicted model, not a curated record. The coding region runs from base 99 to 356 and encodes 85 amino acids. Lineage: Eukaryota; Fungi; Basidiomycota; Agaricomycetes; Cantharellales; Hydnaceae.